GCGCACGGGAUCGCACAGUUCAGUCGCCUUUUACCGGCCUUACCGAGAGGAUCGGAUCGUUGCCGAUCGGUGUGCGCGUACGUACGACUCCCUUCGAGAGCUAACGUAGAGCGAGAGAGGCCGAUGAUACUGUAAGACGUACAAAGAGGGACGACAAGUAACUAAAAUAUAAAAGAAAAGGAAAGGGAAAAUAAAAGAUAAGAACAGACAAAUAAAAGAAAAAGAAAAAGAAAAGAAAAGAAAAGAAAAGAGAAAUAGAGAAGAAGAAGAAGAUAAAAGGUUUACCACCUUAGAAAGUUUUGUACAGGAUUACUCUAAGAAUGAAAUUCUUCCUCUGCCUGGUUGAAGAAGGCAGCGGUAGUAGAUGUUCUAUAAAAUUUAUUCGAAGCAAUUAUCUUGAUUCUAAAAGAAAACGACAAGGGCGUUUGUGGCGGAACGAUAGCAGCAUAAGCUGCUGCGACGCUUGAGAAGAAGAAGGGACACCCUUGUAAGCUGAUUUUCUUUCUUUCUUUAUUUCUCUCUCUCUCUCUCUCUCUCUCUAUCUCUCUGUCCCUCUCCCUCUCUCUCUCUCUCUCCUCUCUCUCUCUCCUCUCUGUCUCUCUCUCUCUCUCUUUCUCUUCCUCUCUCUGUCUAUCUGUCUAUCUGUCUGUCUGUCUGUCUCUCUUUAAUCGAAGAGAAACGCAAGACAACACAACCAACGCGUUUAUAGAGAGAAGCAGUGCGUGUGAAAGAGAAAGAGAGAGUGAUCGAAGAGAAAGAUAAUAUUUCUCACACCGGCGAGCGUUCCAAGAGGGAAUCGUACAUUUUCGGAUCUCUCCUAAUCGGUGUUACUAUAUUACUACGGUAUUAUCCGUCUCUCUCUUUCUCACUUGUAUAAAACCGCGAGAUUCGAACUCGCGCCAAAGUGCGUUCCACAGUGGAUACUACUACUACUACUAUCUCGCUUUUGGAUUACGACACGAAGUGGUGGCUGUCAGGUAAUAUGCCAGUACCUGUUUGGGAUUGCCCGGAAUUGGGCCCUAUGGACGAAGCUUUGGAAACAGCAAGCGUUGUUUCGGAGGAUAUCUGGAAGAAGUUCGAUUUGGACUUCCCACUGGAUAUCUAUUCCAAUCGACCGUACGACGAGACCGUUCUUCCCGAGCUUAUCUAUGACAAAGUUACAUGUAUGGCAUCUCGAGAGAUUCGUCAUCAUGAUUGCAUGUGGGCCGGCUUGUGUAUCAGCAAGGAGCACAAUAGAACUUUGCCUGCUAAGAAAGAUUCUCAGUUACAAAAGAAAAUACCAGCUGGUAGGAGUUUGCUCAUAUCACGUGCUAGUACAUCUGCACGUUCCUUGAUGAACGUUCAGCAACAACAUCAAGCGUUACAACAACAACAACAACAACAACAGUUGCUGCAACAACAACAACAAUCUCAACAAUGUCGUGUGAAGAGUUUAGAAAGCGAUGGAGAUUCCACAAGACCCGAUACACCACCAACAUCGACGUCAGAUACAGAUACAGACGACGAAGUUCCUGUCUUUAGACACGAUCAGAUCAAUAUACACGAGAAGCUAUCGGAAUGCAUGUCCGAAUCGAUCAUCAGGGCGGCGCCGGUUAGCGAAGUUACGGGUCAGCUUGUCAGACGGUUCUAUGACAGAAGGAAAGAGGAAGAAAACAGUCAUCAACCGAACUUGAGAAAUACCCUUAGCGAUCAUUGCUAUCAUCUUAAUCAUCCCGCUUACAAGAGGCUCGAGAAUCUUGGCGUUCAGACACCUUCAGAAUCCGAAGAAGAAGAGAUCGAUGUAGUGACAUUCGAGAAGCCUUGCCGAGCGAGCAAUUUAGCUAACAAAAAUGAACAGCAGCAUCAACAGAAUAACCACCAUCACAAUCAACAGCACCAACAACAACACCACCACCACCACCACCACCACCAACAACAGCAGCAGCAGCAGCAGCAGCAACAACAGCAACAGCAGCUGCAACGUCCACAGCGAUCAACAAAUGUGAAAGAAAAGAAAGGCACGAUGGCAACGACGACACAAGCACCCAGACCACGAGGCAGACCGCCUGCAAAUGCUACGACACGAAAACGAAAUCUGACGGCUAACGUUGCUGCAGUCGAUAAACAGACCAAAAGAAAUUGUACCAGAAACACCCAGCGAAGAAAAAAGACAACGAAGAGCAAAGGUGGUGCGGGCUCGAAAAGCUCGUCCGAAGAUGAAUUGGAUACCGAGAAGAGGAGCCUUCAUAACAAUAUGGAACGACGGAGACGAGUCGAACUUCGACAUUUCUUCGAGGAUCUUCGUCGUUUAGUGCCUGCUGUCGAAUUUAAAGAAAAAGCAGCGAAAGUGACGAUUCUGAGACAAGCUGCACUUUUCUGCGAUAUUCUCGCUCAUUCAUUCAUCAAUAAUCAGAUUAAGAUUUCUGAAUUAUCGAAGGAACAGAUACUACUGAGGGCUAGGCUAAAAUAUCUUAGAUAUAACCUUGCUCGAAGGCGUUAAAAGGGAUUUUAGAAAGAAGAAAAAGGAGUUUGCAAAAAGAAACAAGAGAGAGGAAUCCCAAUCGAGUUAUUAAUCUCGAUAUGAACCGCUCACAUUUAUAAACAUUACUACAUAUACAUAUAUAUGUAUUCACAUUUUCGUCACUACACGUAUACAUUUAUCAACAUAGAAAUGCAACUUGGCUAAAAACGACGACGACUACGACGACGAAGAGAACUACUAUACACAACUACGACAACUACGACGGAUCUUUCGACCUUCCCACGUGAAAAGAGCAUCCAUCAAACUCGUUCCUUUUACUGAACAUACUUCGAGGAAUGAAUCAUGAACUUAACUGAUGGAGAUAACGAUCGCGAGUGAAGGUUUAUAUCAUCAGCCACCAGGACCCACGCAUCUACGUGGAUACUUAACGUGUCCAAUUCGAUCGGCGAUUUUUUUCAAGAAGGACGCGAAGAAAACAGAUCGAAGCGUUAUCGAUGAAAAAAUAAAUUUGUACAAAGAUAAAAAGUACAACGACAGAUGACGCGAAGCCCUUUCCGUUUCUUUGUUUUAUAACUUCCAUGGUGUCUUUUCUUUUUUUUUUCCUUCUUUUUUCUGAUCCGAUUUUUAAACGAAAAAGAAAAAAGUAUACAAUAUAUAUGAAGCUUAUUCAAAACAUCGAUUUUCUCGUACCUCAGGAUGGAUCCCCUGAUCCGCUGGUGUCUUGAAAAGAAUGCAAACGUACCUGCUAGCUAUAUAAACAUUUUAAAUAAUAAUAGAUUACUGUAAUAACACGAAGGAAGUGGUAAGGAAGAUUAACGCAUUUGAACAAUGACGUGAGCGUUGGUUCAGGAUUAGAAUCAUACGGGGAUGAAGAUAUUUUCGUUGCCGUUAGCGAUGAAAAAAAUGACACAGAACGGUGAUGAUGUUUCCUUCAUUCUCGAUGAAUUAUUAUAGAUAUAUGUUAUAGAUACGAUUCUAUGAUUGAUAUAUAUUAUAUGUAUAUAUAUAAUACACAUACACUAAACACACACACACACAUACACAAAUUAUAGACACGCAUAUAUAUCAUAUAUGACUCGUAAGGAUUCGUUUCCAUCGUCGCUUAUGAUCCCUUUCUAUUUUUGUUUGUUGUUUUUGAAUUUUUACUGAUCGUAACUCAGACGAGGCUAAUUGGCCUUUAAUAUCUUUUUAUUUUAUUUUUUCUCUAUCCUCCCCUCCUGCACUCUCCAUAUUAUUCUUAUACGACAAAUUAUUUCGUCCAAAUGCAUUUUCUUCCAGUUCAGAUAAUUUUCUUCUUUAAAGAAGCAAGUCGAGCCCUUCUACUUUAUUGUUUACAUUUUUUUUUCUUUUUCUUGUUUCGUAUUUUCUUUUUGAGAGAAUCAUAGAUUUUUGUUAGAACGACGCGACUUGUGGAAACGAAUCGUACGACUUUUUCUUGUAAAAAAACGUGUAUUAUACACAUAACAUACACACACAUAACGCGUAUAUGUAUACCCUUUACUCCCGACCCGCGUACAUCGUAGGCGGAUAUUAUUCUUCACCUUCUCUUUUAUUUUUUUUUUCGAUUAAGAAAGCAGAGGUGGAUGGUUGCGACGACGAGUGCUUCGCACGCGGGCUAAUAAGAAAUUAAACAACAAACAAAAAAAAAAACAUUUUUACGAAUGAUAGAGUUUUAUAAAAAGUGUACAUAAAUAAAUAUAUAGUUUGCUAUACGAAACUGUGUAUAGUUGUUCUGGACCUUAAUUAAAGUUAAAAUAACGAAGGAACGUGAGAGAGAUAAUGGAAGAAGAAGAAGAGUGGAAGGCAAAUAAGAAUUAUUAGUCGUCGAGCGAGAAUUUAUCGAUUGCGAAGGAACGCUCGAUGCUCGAUUAACGACGGUUGUUCACGUAACAUUAGGUUUUUUAUUCAGAGCAAAACAAUAUUUUUUAUUUGUCCCUUUAUUUUUAUAUGACGUUGCUACUGAAAUAAAUAGUAAGCGAUAAAUAAAAAAAAAAGAAAAUAAAUAAAAAUAAUAAUAAAAAAAAAAAAGAAAGAAAGAAAUAAAGAAAAUAGAACUUUUCUACGACGAAACAUAGUUUGAGAGUAUUCAUGUGACGUCAACGACAUAGAAAACAGAUUUUUAAGGAAAAGCGCAAGAGAGCGAGAGAGCACGAAUUUACGUCUGCAGCGAGAGGUAGAUAAAAAUAAUGAAUCAAUGAAACAAAUAAUAACGUUAUAGCGUAACGAUUACCCAGGCACAUGAAUUUUUUAACUGCGAUAAACAUGUAUAUGUAUUAUAUACAUACAGGUAGAUCGAUAGAAUCUCUUAUUUUUGCAAGAAAAAAACCGUUCCAAAAAGAAAAGAUGCAAAAAAUAUAUUGACGUUCACUCGACGACGAGAAAUUACACGGAUUAUAUAAUAAUACCCAAACGUUUCCUAUAUCAUUCGUUUUUUUUUUCCUCCCCUCUUUGAUUAUCAUAUUAACGCUUACUCGCCAAACGUAUUUCGGUUGUUCCGAAUAUUUUUCUUUUCUUUUCUUUUCUUUUGUUCCAAUGCUUUAAACUCGUAUGAUAACGGCGUAUGCGACCGUGUGAUUCUUCGUCGUGAGAAAAUGAGAACGAGCACCACAGAGACUUCGCCGCUUUAAUAAAAGGGAUCGCGUCGUUUGCGCCUCGUUAGUCCGCUAAAGAACUUCUCAUUCGAAUAACGAGCUUAGCAUGUAUUGCCGCUUCGAUACCCAUUUUACAAGAUUUUUGCUUUUCCUUUUUAACAUAUAGAUUACGGCACCGCAGGAGGACUGUAGAGAGUUCGAACACGUCGAUCCCCUAUUCAGUGUACCUAUACCUCGAAGAUUGUUAAAUUAAAAAUUAAAAUAGAAUUUAAAAUGAUUCCGCUGGAUCGUUCCUCGAUGUACUCCAAUCGAAACAUUCUCGUAAUUGUUGUUGUUUUUUCUUUCCUUUUCUUUUUUUUCUUUUUUUUUUUUUUUUUAGAAUAAACUGCAAGAUUUUUUCGUUUGGAAAACAUCGAGGGAGCUUUCAGAAACAGCCUAAAAAGUCACCCUUGUACAAUUGCUACCGAUAUUAUAUACAUAAUUACUAAUGGUAAUAAUAAUCUAAUGAAUAGGCACACGCGCAAACAGACUAAAGGGAAUCGGUCAGUUCAGGCACAGUUUUUGAAUGCUGAGAGGGUAUAUAUACAUAUAUAUAUAUAUAUACGUAUAUAUAUUAUACAUAUACGUAUAUGUAUGUAUAUAUAUAUAUAUAUAUAUGUAUGUAUAUAUAUAUAUAUAUAUAAAUAGUUAUAAUAAAUGGAGAAGUAAUAUUUAUGCCAGAAGUUAAUAAUAUUUAGAAGUAAUAUUUAUAUCUCUACACUCACUAUAUCUACAUUAUAUACAGCCCUCGCCGUUUUUUGUAGGAUGAAGUAGAAAAUUUUGUAUAGGUCAAAUGAGUAGGAGGGAGGGGUGGAUGGUAAAAGUAAGAAAGAAGCGAGAAGAAAUGUGGAAAAUAAUUGCUUAAUUAUUUGUUGUAACAUGUAGGUUCUAUAACCGGAAAACCGAAUGAAAGACAUAUGACAAUUCUGUUGUACUUAAAGGUAAACAAAAUGAAAAAAAAAAAAAAGAAUUUUUUCGUUGUUAUAUUGACAUUUCCUCGUUAUGAUCGCGUGCGGCGGUGCGUCAAACUUCAAAAUUCGUUUUACAGGAAAAUCGAGGAUAAACCAAAAAUAAAAAAAAUGAACACAAAUAAUAAAAUGUAUGUAUAUCGUUUUUUGUUUAUGCAAGAUCAAAUUUUAUACUUCGAUCGGACGGAAGGAAUUGUACUCGUUCGCCGAUUUUUCUAAUGAUCUUGCAAAGCGAUCUUUUUUGACGAAUGAGAUCGUUAAAAAGGAUGUUUAAUUAUUAUAAUUACUAUAAUCAUUAUUAUAGAUUUUGUUUAGAAAUCAGAAAGCGUAAGGACUGAGAAGAGAAUUUGAAAGAGAGAGAGAAAGAGAGAGAGAAAGAGAAAGAGAGAGAACGAGAGAGAGAAAGAGAGAAAAAGAGAGAGAGAGAGAGAGAGAGAGAGAGAGAGAGAGAGAAAGCGAGAAUCCUCGAUGUUACUUUUUUUCAGGAAAGAGAGCCAGACAGUUCCUUAAUGUUUAUAUUUCAAAUUAUCUUAUUAUAUGAAUAAAGUACUAUAUCAUUUAA
Messenger RNA from Vespula vulgaris, 6621 nucleotides. RefSeq names its product myb-like protein Q (gene Myc). Lineage: Eukaryota; Metazoa; Arthropoda; Insecta; Hymenoptera; Vespidae. The coding region runs from base 983 to 2479 and encodes 498 amino acids. Gene Ontology annotation, molecular function: protein dimerization activity; DNA-binding transcription factor activity, RNA polymerase II-specific; RNA polymerase II cis-regulatory region sequence-specific DNA binding. Gene Ontology annotation, biological process: regulation of transcription by RNA polymerase II. The record is from RefSeq and is a predicted model, not a curated record. The transcript is spliced from 4 exons.